Molecule: messenger RNA, 1656 nt
Organism: Cavia porcellus (domestic guinea pig)
Lineage: Eukaryota; Metazoa; Chordata; Mammalia; Rodentia; Caviidae
Gene: Aifm2
Product: apoptosis inducing factor mitochondria associated 2
Exons: 9
Coding region: 337-1458 (373 amino acids)
Biological process (GO): positive regulation of apoptotic process; apoptotic mitochondrial changes
Cellular component (GO): mitochondrion; cytoplasm
Molecular function (GO): flavin adenine dinucleotide binding; electron-transferring-flavoprotein dehydrogenase activity
Source: RefSeq, a predicted model, not a curated record
UGAACGUUCAUUCCUUGUACAUAUACAUUCUAAAUGCUUGCCGGGUGUGUGGCUGGAAAUGCACGCCUAUGGCGUAAGCCCUUGGAUUAAACAUCUGACAGAGUAGGUCUUGGCCUGGCAGAGUUCAGUUGUCCUAGGGGCCAGGCACGAAUUGAUGUGGGCAGAGCCAGUGUGUCCAAGAGUAUUGGGCAAGGGCUGCUGCAGAAGAGUGAAAUGUGCUGGAGAGCUGCUGGCCACCGAAUGUCCCCAAACCCGGGAGUUAGAGGUCAAUAGAGGAGAGAAGUCAGACUGCUGGAGAGGCCUCAGGCAGCACAGCGCAGCAGCGCCUGAUACAAGAUGGGGUCCCAGGUCUCCGUGGACACAGGAGCUCUGCAUGUGGUGAUCGUGGGCGGGGGCUUCGGUGGCAUCGCGGCUGCCAGCCAGCUGCAGGCACUAAAUGUGCCCUUCACGCUGGUGGACAUGAAGGACUCCUUCCACCACAACGUAGCAUCGCUCCGGGCCUCUGUGGAGAGUGGGUUUGCCAAAAAGACUUUCAUUUCCUAUUCUGUGACCUUCAAGGACAACUUCCGGCAGGGCCAGGUGGUUGGGAUAGAUCUGAAGAAUCAGACGGUGCUGCUGCAGGGUGGUGAGGCCCUGCCCUUCUCACAUCUCAUCCUGGCCACAGGGAGCACCGGGCCCUUCCCCGGCAAAUUUAAUAAGGUUUGCUGCCAGCAGGCCGCCAUCCAGGCCUAUGAGGACAUGGUGACACAGGUGCAGCGCUCAGAGUUCGUUGUGGUGGUGGGAGGAGGCUCUGCCGGAGUGGAGAUGGCAGCCGAGAUCAAAACAGACUACCCACAGAAAGGGGUCACCCUUAUUCAUUCCCAAGUACCCCUGGCUGACAAGGAGCUCCUGCCCUCUGUGCGUCAGGAAGUGAAGGAGAUCCUCCUCCGGAAGGGCGUGCACCUGCUGCUGGGUGAGCGGGUGAGCAACCUGGAGGAGCUGCCUCUCAAUGAGUACCGGGACUACAUCAAAGUGCAGACGGACAAGGGCACCGAGGUGGCCACCAACCUGGUGAUUCCCUGCAUUGGCAUCAAGAUCAACAGCUCUGCCUAUCGCAGUGCUUUUGAGGGCAGACUGGCCAGCAAUGGGGCUCUGAGAGUGAACGAGUUCCUCCAGGUGGAGGGCCACAGCAACAUCUACGCCAUUGGCGACUGUGCUGACCUAAAGGAGCCCAAGAUGGCCUAUCACGCGGGCCUCCAUGCCAAUGUCGCUGUGGCCAACAUCGUCAAUUGCUUGAAGCAGAGGCCCCUUAAGAUCUACAAGCCAGGUGCGCUGACAUUUCUCCUGUCCAUGGGUAGAAAUGACGGCGUGGGCCAGAUCAGUGGCUUCUACGUGGGUCGGCUCAUGGUUCGGCUGGCCAAGAGCAGGGACCUGUUCGUCUCCACAAGCUGGAAAACCAUGAGACAGUCUCCACCCUGACGGGGAGGCUGGGUGGGAGACCUGGCACCAGCGCAUGGGUGACAGAUGUUUGACAAGAGGACCAUCUGACUUGUACCAAAGGACAGAAGUGCAAAGCCUCUUUCUUUCUCUGGAGAGAUGCGUUGGUGAUACCCUGUCUGGAAAUAUAACCUGUGUAAAUCCAAAAAGGAGCAGGAGAGUGAGACUAUGAGAGCAAAA